Messenger RNA from Chara braunii, 879 nucleotides. The record is from the annotation of a GenBank genome assembly. NCBI's taxonomy places the organism in Eukaryota, Viridiplantae, Streptophyta, Charophyceae, Charales, Characeae.
UGGAUCAUGCGUCCAGUAUAGGAAUCCGCAGAAACGGUGGCUCUGCCACAUGUGCCGUACCGACAAGAUUUCGACGGAGGCUCGAUUCUUGGAAGCGACGUCGAAAGGACUGGAAAAGAUCUUACAGAGUAGACGGGCAGAGGUGUGGACAGAUGUCGCUUUGAUAGCGACCGUCGUAGGGAACCCUCUUCGAGAAUUCUCGAAGGACGAUCGGAGACGGUCCAAUGAAAGAGCACGGGACUAUAGGUGGAAUGAGGGACGGUUAGAAAAGCGGAAAACAGACGAGAGCGGAAUAUGGAUGGUAGUUCUGCACCCGUUCAUGAGCUACCUGGAUCCCGGGACGAUUGCGGACGCUCUCUUCAACCUUGUGAGCGGGGGAGAAGAGGAAGAGGAGGAGGAAGAAGACGAGGAGGAGACCUCUAAAGAGGACGAGGAUUAUAGUGAGCAUAGCGAGCAUGAGGCGGGGGUGGUGAGCGAAGAAGAAGAAGAAGAAGAAGAAGAAGAAGUAGAAGAGCAAGAAGUUGCCAGAGAAGAAGCGGUCGGAGAAGAGGAAGCGGAGCAGGUGGAAGCCCAGGAGGAGGAUCCAGAAGCACAGCGUCGCAGGGCAGCCAUCGCGAAGGGAAAGCGGCCAUUGGAGCUGUCGGUGGGAGUCGAUCUGCCUGUUCCGGACGACCCGACUAAAGAUCCCGAGCCGCCAGCCAAGGAAGAUGAGCACCCUCAUGCAGAGACUUCUGGCACGGCGACGCGCAGGCGAUCCCGCUCCCCCUCCGAGUCCCUUUCCCCCCGUCCCUUAGUUCGAGCUCGUGGCAAUUCGGGACAUCGGGCUACGUCCCCGUUCCCUAUCCCACCGUCCCCUUGAUUACACCACCUUCCGACAGA